AGUAUCUCUCUGUCCAGCAAGGUGUGCAGGGACUUCACUGCUCCGAAGGAACCCUCCCCGGGACUGAUGGGGGAAACAGUCAUGAAAAAUCACCAAGCGCUGCUUAAUCAGGGGGAGGAAAAUGAGAUGGACAUAUUUGGAUACAGGACCAGCACUUGUCGAAAAGCCUUGUGCAUAUGUGGAUAUAUAUUGUCCGUUGGAUUUCUGUUGCUUCUAUUCUACUGGAAACCAGAAUGGCAUGUAUGGGCCAACUGCAUCCCAUGUUCCUUGCAAGAAGCUGAUGUUGUAUUACUCAGAACCACAGAUUCCUUCAAAGAACAUACAUGGAAGAAUGUACUCUCAAUUCAGUUAUCUGCCCCUGAAUACCAGUCUUUCAGCGCUGUCACACAGGAUGUGGACUCUGUCAUUACUAAGGCGGUGAUUAAGCCUGCACUACAGGUCCGAUACAUUCAAGUGCAGAAGAUCCGGUACAUAUGGGAUGACUGUAUGAACCAGUUUACUAAGUCUGGAAUCUUGGAAGACCAUUACACUUGUGCAUCUAUACAUAACAAUUUUGGGCAUGGUUUUUUGAAAGAGGAGCAGGAUAUCAGGAGGCUUAUCUGUGGGCCCAACAUAAUAGAUGUUGGGAUUGUUCCAAUAUGGAAAUUGCUUUUCAAAGAGGUGCUAAAUCCAUUCUAUGUGUUCCAGCUGUUCAGUGUUUGCCUAUGGUUUGCUGAAGAAUACAUUGAAUAUUCUGUGGCUAUUAUAAUCAUGUCUUUGAUUUGCAUAGGCUUGUCCGUGUACACACUAAGACAGCAAUCAGUUAAACUGCACAGACUAGUUGAAUCUCAUAAUAACAUCAAGGUUUCUGUAUAUGGAAAACACAAAGGGGUCUUCCAGGAAGAAUCCCGACACUUGGCUCCCGGUGAUGUCAUUGUGGUUGAAAGAAAUUCACUUCUCCCUUGUGAUGCAUUGCUCAUCAGCGGAACGUGUAUAGUCAAUGAAAGCAUGCUUACAGGUGAAAGUAUCCCAGUAACUAAGACUCCGCUGCCCAGUACAGACAACACCGAGCCGUGGAAGGUUCACAGCGUGCAUGAUUACAAGAGGCACAUACUAUUCUGCGGGACUCAAGUCAUCCAGACCAAGUCUUCGAACUACAUAAAGGCUGUUGUAAUGAGAACAGGUUUUAAUACAGCAAAAGGUGACCUGGUGCGGUCCAUUCUGUACCCCAAACCGGUGAACUACAAACUGUUCAGGGAUGCAAUGAUAUUCCUUGGCUGCCUGAUUAGUGUGUCCAUGGUUGGGAUGAUCUAUGGCGUUUGUGUAUUUACUUUAAGUGGGGCUGAACCAGGAGAAGUCGUCAAGAAAGCUCUAGAUGUCAUCACUAUUGCAGUUCCUCCUGCUCUUCCAGCGGCUCUCACAGCAGGAAUCAUCUAUGCUCAGAAGAGGCUUGAGAAAUAUGGGAUCUUCUGUAUUAGCCCUCAGCGUAUUAACCUCUGUGGCUCAGUGAACCUAUUCUGCUUUGAUAAGACUGGAACCUUAACAGAAGAUGGCUUAGAUCUUUGGGGAAUUGUCCCUUCCAAUGGAUAUCAAUUUAAAGAUAUCAUUCCAGUCUCAAGUGGCUCAUCACUUUCAUGGGGGCCUGUGUUGGGAGCUAUGGCUUCCUGCCAUUCAUUGAUUUUGUUAGACGGGACUGUACAAGGAGAUCCUCUGGACUUGAAAAUGUUUGAGUUCACGUGCUGGGACAUUGAAGAGGCCCCAGCAGGUCACAAUGAAGAGUCUAUGCAGUCCAUGACUGUGAAACCAGGUCCUGAAGCAAAUAAGGUCACUGUUGAAGGUAUUGUCAUCCUACAACAAUUCCCAUUCUCCUCUGGCCUGCAACGCAUGUCUGUGAUCACCCAGAUCCUCAAUGGUGAUGAAUAUGCUGUUUACAUGAAAGGAGCUCCAGAAAUGGUGGCCUCAUUUUGCAUACCAGAUACAGUUCCCAUCAACUUUUCAGAUGAGCUGGAGCUUUACACAAAACAAGGCUUCCGCGUUAUUGGGCUGGCCUACAAAAUACUGGACAGAAACGAGAGUAUAAACAUCAAAGCUUUAAAGCGGGAUGAAGUGGAAUGUGACCUAACCUUCCUUGGUCUUCUUGUGAUGGAAAAUCGCCUUAAAUUGGAAACCAGACCAGUGUUAAAGGAGCUGUCUAAUGCCAGGGUCAGAACUGUCAUGAUUACAGGUGACAAUCUACAGACAGCUGUAACUGUUGCUAAAAACUCUGGGAUGAUAAGAGAAAGUAGCAAUGUUAUCUUGGUAGAGGCCAAGGAACCCACUGAUUCUAGCUUGGCAUCUAUUAAAUGGUCUCUUGUUCAGGGUGUAAAACAAAAGAAAUUUGAAGAAGUGGACAUUUAUAUUGAUAUUCGGGAAAAAAAUAAACCAGACAUUGAAAAGCCUCCCUAUUAUUUUGCCAUGACUGGAAACACUUACGAAGUCCUUUGGCGUUACUUUAAUAGUUUGCUACAAAAGAUACUCCUCGAUGGAACUGUUUUUGCUCGAAUGUCUCCAGGGCAAAAAUCAAGCCUUGUGGAGGAAUUCCAGAAAUUAGGAUAUUACGUUGGUAUGUGUGGUGAUGGUGCAAAUGACUGCGGUGCCCUAAAAAUGGCUCAUGUUGGAAUUUCUUUGUCUGAACAAGAAGCUUCAGUGGCGUCACCAUUUACAUCACACACACCAAAUAUUGAAUGCGUCCCACAACUAUUAAAAGAAGGAAGAGCUGCUCUGAUUACCUCCUUCUGUGUGUUCAAAUACAUGGCGCUUUACAGCAUGAUCCAGUAUAUUGGGGUGCUGCUACUUUACUGGCAGCAAACUUCUUAUGGAAACUACCAGUUCUUGUUCCAAGACUUGGGUAUAACCACUAUCAUUAGUGUGACAAUGAGCUUGAAUCGUGCCUAUCCAAAGCUUGCCCCUUAUAGACCACCAGCACAACUGACCUCUCCUCCUCUGUUACUCUCUGUAUUGUUAAACAUUAUCCUCAGUCUCAUCUUACAAAUAAGUGGCUUUCUGAUUGUGCAAAAACAGAUCUGGUACAAUUCAACUGACAUCUAUAGUGCCUGCAGCCCAGCUAAUGGGAGUUACUUAAAUGAGACGACUAGGAAUGACUAUAUACUGCAGCCACAGGACCCAGCUGUGAAAGCUGAAUACCAGAGCUACGAAAACACGUCCGUUUGGUUGUUGGCAACUUUAAACUGUUUAAUUGUUGCUUUUGUAUUCUCAAAAGGGCAACCGUUCAGACAACCCUUUUAUACCAAUUAUCUGUUUGUCAUUGUGAUUCUAGUCCAGGUCGUUGUGUGCCUUUUUCUACUAUUUGCAAAUAUUUCUAAUUUAUAUAUUACUAUGGAGCUUGUAUGUACCCCCCUCCUGUGGAGAGGUUGUUUAAUAAUUAUGCUGCUGAUUGUAUUAGCACUUUCAUAUUUUUCUGAGGAAAUAAUCAUUGAGAACAGAAAACUCUGGAACUUGCUGAAACAUCUAACCAACUAUAGAUCGAAGAGUCCAUAUAAGAAGCUACAACACUCAUUGUCAAAAGACUCUGACUGGCCUCCACUCAGCUCUAAAGAAGUAGCAAUGACUACGGACAAAGCACUAAGAAGUGAAUUGGGAGAUUAUGUGAAUCCAACUUUUCAGAACAAUGAGAACCUAUGACAUGUUGAACUAGCAAGCAGUUUAAUGGCCUUACUUUAUUAAACUCAGGUGUACGUUUUUAAGAAUCAAAGUGUUUCCCUGUAGAAGAUUUAAAAAAAAUGUAUUUUAAAGAAGUCCCCGUAGGCUGGGUUUAUUGCAGUAGUGUACCGUGCGACCAAUAAAUUUGAGCGAAUUGAAGUAGCGAAGUGGAAAAAAAUUUUUGUUGCAAAGCCGAAUUUCCUCGUGCUUCAUGGUAACAAAUCUAUUUUUCCUGAAAUGGCAGUAAAAACAAAACAAAAACAUUCAUUUGCAUGCAAAGAAGCCGUUAAGAUGACCAUCUUGAUUGAAGACACUGUGCGAAAUCUCACGUGGGGUGGCGUGUGUGUGUGUCAUCGUGCUGGUGGGGCGCAGUGACAUAAGUGACAUCAUACGUUACCCUGUGCAAGAUUUUGCGCAGUUUCUGCAAUCCUGAUGGCUGCAAUGACCUCUUUGUGUGCAAAUGGAUGAGGUGAGUAGGUAUGUAUUUUUUUUAUUUUUAUCGCCAUUUCAGAAACAAUAGAUUUGUUACUAUGAAACACAAGGAAAUUCGGCUUCGCGGCAAAUCCAAAUUUUCCUGAAAUUCGGAUCGAAGUCAAUUUGUUUGGCUUCGAUUCACUCAACACUAAUUACACCCACUGGAGAUGCUAUGGCAUAACAUUCUAAAGCCAUAGCCAUUUACAUCGAAUUACCACCCCUCAUCCCACUUUGCAGCUAAAAUGGCUUCUACUCUUCUGAGAUGGCUUUCUACAUGGGGUUAGGUCUGCUGUUGCACAAGAGGACGUGGCUCUCAGUCUCUACUUCAUACCUAAAGCUGUUUGAGGUUGAGGUCAGGGCUCUGUGCAGGCCAGUCAAGUUCUUCUUCACCAAACUUAAUUAGCCAUGCCUUUAUGGGUUUUGGGCAGAUAAUACUAUGGGUCGUUUUUCAGGGGUUGGCCUAGGCCCCUUAGUUCCUGUGAAUGGAAAUAUGAAUUUGUAAGCGUACACCUUUGUGGGAACAGUUUGGUUGAAGGCCCUUUAUUGCUUCUUCCAGUACCUCCGUUUGUGUAUAAACACUAGCAGAAAUUUGCACCCAAAAAAAGAUAAUUUGGCACUGUUAUUUUAACUUUAAAUAGCAGAAAAAAUUUGACAGUGCAGUGUGCUGGGGCACAGUUAUGCUUCGAUAGUGCAGCUAUGCUGGACCACAAAGUUAGAAACAAGGAAUUGUCCAAAAUGUCUUGGUAUGCUGAAGCAUUAAAGGGGUUUUGCCAUCCUAGACAAGGGGCAUAUUGCUAGGAUAUGCCCCCAUUGUCUGAUCUGUGCAGGUCCUACCUCUGGGACCCGCACAUACACAGAGAACGAAGUGGGGAAAGUAGUGGAGGGCACACUGCACAUGGGCAGCCGCCCUCAAUUCAUUUCUAUGGGGCCGCAGAAAAUAGCCGAGCAGUGGCUCAGCUAUUUCCGUUGGCCCCAUAGAAAUGAAUGGGAACGGAGGCCUCGCAUGCACAGUGCGCUCCAAUUCACUUGUAUGGCAGCAGCGGGGUGUAGCGCUUGGUGGUGGCCGGACCCUGUGAAACCCGGGGUCCUCCAGCCUCAACUCUUCCUGCUCCGUUCUCAUUGUAGGUGCGGGUCCCAGGGGUGGGACACGCACCUACUGUAUCAGACAAUGGGGGCAUAUCCUAGCGAUAUGCCCCCAUUGUCUGUGAUGGGAAUACCCCUUUAAGGUUUCCCUAUAGUGGAACUAAGGAGCUUAGGCCAACUCCUGAAAAACAACCCCAUAGCAUUAUCCCUCUGCUACCAAACUUUACAGACUGCACAAUGCAGUUGGGCAGGUAAUGAUCUCCUGGCACUCCCCAAACCCAGACUCAUCCAUUAAACUGCCAGAUAGACGCAUGAAUCGUCACUCCACAGAAUAUUGCUGGUAUACUUUACAUCACUCCAUCCAAAGCUUGCCAUUGGGCUUGAUGCUCUCGGAAGACCGUUUACGUGCUGAUGUUAAGGUAUAGAACUCUGCAGUUAUUGGCAGAGCAUUGGCAACUUUUAUGAACUAUUUAUCUCAGUACUCUGUGACCCUGGUCUGUAACGUUAUGUGGUCUGCAACCUUGUGGCUGAGUUGCUUUGGUUCCUAAACACCUCCACUUCGCGAUACCACUCACAGUUGAUCACGGAAUAUCUAGAAGGGAAGAAAUUUCAUGAACUGUCCUAUUGCACUGGCAGCUCUCUAUUACAGUACUAUGCUCAAAUUCAGCAAGCUCUUUAGGAUGAGCUAUUUUUUCACAAAUGUACGUAAAGACAAACUGCAUGGUUAGGGGCUGGAUUUUAUACUCCUGUGGCAAUAGGACUUAAUGAAACACUUAAAUUCCAUGAUUAAGAGAUGUGUCCCAAUAGUCUAUAUUGUGUAUUUUUUUUUUGUAAAACAUCAGGGUGUUCUUUUAGGCCACAUGAGGUUUUGUUUUUAUUGCAUUUGAUAGUUCCUUUAUUUAGUUUAUUUUUGUUUCUAUGCAAUAUGUGUAGAUUAUGUAUAUAUGUGCUUUUUAAUAUUGACCUCUAGAAAAUGUAUCCUAUUGAUGUAAAUUUAGAAAUGUACCUUUUUAAAAAGUGAUACCGUUUACAUGGAAAGGUAUACAACAUGACCUUUGAAAAAUACGGAUGAAAUGUGACACACAAUAUGUCAAAUACUGGCUGCCAUUAUCACCAACGAUUUCUUAAGACAGGAUUUAUAUAUUGCAGUAAUGUGUAUUGCAGUACAACCACAUACAUGUACCACAAUUUUUUGCUGUGGUUUUUGCCCAUGUUUUUAUUUUUAUUGUUUCAUCUGUACAUAACUGCAGCAAACUCCAUGUAGCUUUGCUGCAGUGUAUAACCUAGCCUACAAAUGACCCCCAUUGUGUGCCUGUCCUUUCAUGUACUUGAUUAAUAACAAAUGCAUAAAGCAAUUAUCAACUACGUUAUUUUUCUACUACAUAGUGGCUUAACUAGAGUGCUCUGGCACAAACUUUGCACCGGGCUCCCCCAUGCCUUAUACCCACAAAUAUUAAAUGGGUUAUCUAGGAAAAGAUAUUCUUGACUUAUUAUUCUCAGGAUAGGUCAUCAAUAUCGGAUCUGCAGGGGUGCGACACCUGGGACCUCCGUUGAUGAGCGCUGCAGCCUCUUCCUAGGCAGCAGCUCAUCACUGUACAUCAGCCACAUGGCCUAGUUGCAGCUUAGUCCCAUUCAAGUCAAUGGGGCUGAGCUGCAAUACCAAGCACGGCCACUAUAUGAUGUACGGCGCUGGAUAAGUCAUCAUUAUAAUUUCUUUGAUAAUCCCUUUAAACCCACUUUUGCAUUUCACAGCAGAUUUUCUGCAGAUUGCUCCUAUGCAUUGAAAGAGUAAAUUCCGUGGUGAAAAUCUGCUCUGCAACAUACUGAAUUGAAAAUCUACAGUGCACUCAUAUUUCCAUGUGGAGUUCUUCUGUUACAUGUGGUACACGUGGAUAGGGUUUUGAAAACAAUAUGUACAGUACAUAUAUGAAACGGUACAUUGGUGCACAUGUCUAAUCAUGGCCUGUGAAUUCAUGCCCCCCACUUUCUGAAAUCUAAAUGACUAUGCUGAAUUCAUGCUCCCCUUACCCUGUUGAUCAAAUCCAUUGAUUUUAGAAAAAUAUCCCCUGUGCUCUUAAAGGGGUUAUCUGGGUUCAGAGCUGAACCCGGACAUACCCUUAUUUUCACCCCGGCAGCACCCCUGAGGCUAGCAUCGGAGCAUCUCAUCCUCCUAUG
This is a messenger RNA of Bufo gargarizans (Asiatic toad), 7410 nucleotides long. Its product is annotated as probable cation-transporting ATPase 13A4. Gene Ontology annotation, biological process: polyamine transmembrane transport; intracellular calcium ion homeostasis. Gene Ontology annotation, cellular component: late endosome membrane. The transcript has 30 exons. The record is from RefSeq and is a predicted model, not a curated record. NCBI's taxonomy places the organism in Eukaryota, Metazoa, Chordata, Amphibia, Anura, Bufonidae. Gene Ontology annotation, molecular function: polyamine transmembrane transporter activity; ATP hydrolysis activity; ATPase-coupled monoatomic cation transmembrane transporter activity. Bases 67 to 3660 code for a protein of 1197 amino acids.